UGAUGGACCCACUGAAAGGGGAAAGGAAGAAAAGCAGGCUGGCCAAAUAAAAGCAGAGGGUUCGGGGCAGGUUGCAGUCAGAGUCCAGCAGGCACCAUGAGGAGAGCUGGAGAGCAAGUGGGUCUCCUCCUGUUCUGCCUGAUGAUCGCAACCUGUCAAGGGGCACAGGAGUCCUCCUGCCCAGAGUUGAAGGAGCUGGGCCUGGAUGGCAAUGAGACAAUAGCCAUUGUGCGGGGGAGUCAAGGCUUGCCAGGACCACAAAGGCCACGGGGCCCCCCUGGCGUUCCAGGGGCCAAAGGUGAAAGAGGCUUGCAGGGAAUCCCUGGAAAAAAUGGAGCCUCUGGGCCAAAAGGAGAAAAAGGAGACCCAGGACAACCUGGAGAGAAAGGCAAGAAAGGCGACCCAGGAGAAAUUGCAUCAUGGUAUCCUGAGAAGAAGCUGGAGGCACUUCGGUGCAAGCAAGGAGCCCCAAACUGCAAAGAGCUCUUGAAGAGAGGGACGAUCCUGAGCGGCUGGUACACCAUCUACCCCCAGGACUGCCGGCCCCUGCAGGUGCUGUGCGACAUGGACACCGAUGGAGGCGGAUGGAUUGUCUUCCAAAGGAGGUCGGAUGGCUCGGUGGACUUUUUCCGUGACUGGGCUGCCUACAAGAGAGGAUUUGGAAACCAGCUGACCGAAUUCUGGCUGGGGAAUGACAACCUUCACCGCUUGACCUCGCUGGGAAGGAAUGAAUUGCGUAUCGACUUCACUGAUUUUGAAAAUCAGCAUUCCUUCGCCAAAUAUGCAUCCUUCCAGGUGGCGGCAGAAUCCGACUGGUAUCGGCUAACUCUGGGAGCCUUCAUGGGAGGCUCUGCAGGUGACUCCCUCUCCUACCACAACAACAUGCCCUUCUCCACCAAGGAAAAACGGCAGGACUCCCAAAAGAGCAACUGUGCUGAGAUGUACCAAGGUGCCUGGUGGUACAAUACCUGCCACUAUGCCAACCUCAACGGGAGAUACUGGCUGGGACAACACAAGACCGACGCCGAUGGCAUCAACUGGUUUACAGGGAAAGGCUACCACUACUCUUACAAGCGCACAGAAAUGAAAAUCCGUCCUGUGCUUUAG
Thamnophis elegans (Western terrestrial garter snake) is the source of this 1107-nucleotide messenger RNA. RefSeq names its product ficolin-1-like. The transcript has 10 exons. Bases 97 to 1107 code for a protein of 336 amino acids. The record is from RefSeq and is a predicted model, not a curated record. Lineage: Eukaryota; Metazoa; Chordata; Lepidosauria; Squamata; Natricidae.